CGUCAUUUCCUGCGCGGCGCCGGUUGGCGGCGGCGGCGUCUCCUCACGCGCCUUCCUUUUUCGGAUCUCGUCUUUCUCUUCUCAGCUUCAUUACAGGGAAAGGAAAGAUUUUUUUUAAAAAAAGGCGGGAGGGGGCUGGGAAGAGAGAAAUAUAUACAUCUAUUUCAGUUGGCAAGCGCGCUUUCCGAUUGGUCGUUGUGCGUGUGGCGUCACGCAAAGGGGCGAAGCGAUUGGCCGGCCGUCUUUUGACGUCGCCCACAGGCCGUUGGGAAGAGGGGGCGGGGCAGCCUUCGAUAAAGGCACGCGCGGUGUUGCGAUUGGCUAGCCGUGUUUGUGACGUCGACUGCCGGCCCGCAUCGUGGCUCCUGCUCUGAGGCUGGUCGGCGGCGCGCGUGGCUGGUGAGGAGACGCGGAGGCGGCGGGAAGGGGGAGAGAAAGGGUGGGGAGGGUCCCAAGGAGCGCGCCUGUGACUCAGGUGGAGAUUUAUGCAAAUAGAGUGGGGAAGCCAAAGAAGUCAGUUGGGACUGCUAGGCCUCUCCGACUUACAAAAAAGAAAACUCAUUUGCAUCUGCAAAUUUACUUUGAUGCUGACCGAGAAAGAUGGGGUCCUUGAAUGAAAACUCUAGCCGAUGGUAUAUUUAUUAGUCUCAUUUUUACUAUUUGUAAUUAAUUUUCUAUAUCGCCCUUCACCCAAAGACAAAAGGGCGGUUUACAACUGAAAUAUACUCAGAGUCGAGAGUGGAUUUCAUGCUCUUUAUUCAGCUCACAGUGGGGAGGAGGAAUGGAAGUUCCCCGAGGAUGUCUGCUUUAUAUACAUUAUUUACACAAUGGGCCCCACGUAAUUGGCUAAUUCCGGGAAUCUCCUGUAGGCCAAUCAGGUUGCGGAUUCAUAGGAACAAAUGAAAACGCAGACCCAUUGUAAAGGAAUGGAAAUUAUUAACUUGGAUCCAUUCAUUUCAGUGGGUUCAGCCUCCUAGUUAGGUACAACCCAUUUGAUUUCUUCCACCCCUUUGUCCCCUAUAAGGUGCCAGGGUAGUUCACAACAACACAAAAAUACAGAAUUAAGUAUCAUUUGGCACGAUUUCAAUACUUUAUAUAAGAGUUAACCUAUAUGAGUUGAGGACCCUUGGCCUACAAACCCAUCGCCUCCCCACCCCCGCCUGAAAAUAUUCUGUGCUCCAGAUGCUUUGGACUACAACUCCCAGCACCCCACCUGACCCAUGGCAAGGGAUGGUGGCAGUGGGAGCUUGCAUCAUCUAAAAGGCACCAGGUAGGUGAAGGCUGGUUUACUCCCUAAGCUUUCAGUCUUUCCCAGAUGCAACUGCUUUGAACUUGGUACCUUCUGCAUGGCUUUGUUGUCGUGAAGGCUGCAAUUUCUAUUUUCCUGAGCACUCCUAACAUUCCUCUUGUCUUUGAUCGCUAGAUGUACUAUGGAUUACCUUUCCAAGCCCGGUCUCUUCAGUAUAAUUGCUGGUGUUGCCUGUGGGGUAUGCCUGGGCUGGAGCAUUCGAGCCCGGUUCUUGCAACCAUCCAAAGCCAGAAUGACCCAGCUUGCCAAUGAACUGGGCAAUGAAGCCACUGUCAUGGGCGAAAGCGGCGAAUUCAAGAUGGUGAUUGUCGUCCGGAACGACCUGAAGAUGCAGAAGGGCAAAGUGGCAGCCCAGUGCUCCCAUGCGGCUGUCUCAGCCUACAAACAAAUCCAGCGCCGAAACCCUGAACUCCUGAAGCAGUGGGAGUAUUGCGGACAGCCCAAGGUGGUCCUCAAAGCUCCUGACGAGGAAACGCUGCUUCAGCUCCUGGGCGAGGCCAAAACGCUGGGCCUGACAGUGAGCUUAAUCCAAGAUGCAGGCCGUACGCAGAUAGCCCCGGGUUCCCGGACUGUCCUCGGCAUCGGACCGGGACCAGUGGAGGUUGUGGACAAAGUCUCUGGCCAUUUAAAACUUUACUGAAUACGGAGCAUCUAGCCCAGAGAUAAUGAUAUCAACUAUAGAUUUAAAGCAAACAACCCCUUAAAAACAAUGAUUAUUGAGCAGGAUCAUGGUUUAUUUUUCAUUGCCUUUCAGUAUUUGGAAUACAUAAAAAUGCAACAGGUUAUCUGUCCACGCUCUGCUUCUUUCUUGUCAGCUGGUUAAACAUGAUCCUUGAACUUACUGUCCCAGGAAAUUGUUGAUAGGAGGAAAAAAAUUAAGGACAUGUAUAGUAAGUACAGGGUGAAACCUGCUUCUCUGGGGCAGUCUGUGGAUUUAUUUAUUUUUUAAAUAGAGAGAGAAUUGGCUCUUUGAAAAUGGUCGGUCUGAAGGGACAGUUCUUAUGAAUAUGGACAUUGUUCCUGGGAUGAGGAACUUGUCACUCCUUAGGUUUUUCUGGACUCAAACUCCCAUCUGCCUCAUCCAGCACAACCAGUGGUUUGGGAUGAUGGGAGUUGUAGCCUCUGGUCAGCCACAGUUAGCCAGACCACCCUUGUUUUAAAGACUCAAAUCUGAGGUGAGGAAUGUAGAAGGUGGCCAUCCUACAGAGUUCUUUAGUUGUCAUUCACAUAUGCCUAAGUAUGAUCUGAAAAGAGUUAAAGGAUAUUCCAGCCGAGCAAAGACUUUGUCUGUGGCCUGGGGAGAGUUCCAAGGGUCAGAUGGAGAGCCCUGAAGGGCCGCAUUUAUUGUUGCUGUCUAGCAGCAGCAUCCUGAUAUUUGCAGCAGCGUAUCUUGCCUUCAUGACAAAACAAAAUCCAUCUGUUAGCUCAGUCUUCGAUUUCAAUGACUAGGGCAGCAAUGAAGCAGUAGCAGCACCUCUGCUGCUUGUAGCCGGACAAGAUUUUUAACUUGCCUUUUAUCACCCAUUAGAACAGCCCUCUGAAUUAGUAAAAUGCAAGCAAGGAAAAACUGCAGGUUCUUAACCUUUGGGGGCUUAGCAGCAAUGCUGUGUUAAGUGACUUGUGAGUGGAUCUUUAGCAACAGAGCAUGAAGAGCAACCAGAGCCAUAGGCCAGGACUGUUGUUCCCCGACUGCUAGGAGGGCCCUAAUUUCCCUGGAAGUAAACCGGAGGCACAUUUCUACAGUCAUUUCUACACUUGUCUUCAUCUUCUCCUGGAAGAAAUGAAGCACACUUCCUCCUCCACAGCUGCGGGCUCUUCAUAUAGUAACAGAGCCAACCUUUGCAUAUUUUCAUGGAAGAAACCUCAAUGAUGCCCAGCUGGGCCUACCUCCAAAUCCUGGGGACUGUUGAUGAUGAUGCUGGGAAUUGUAGCUCUGGGAGUGGUAAGCUACAGUUCCCAAGAUUCUUUGGAGGAAGCUGUGUACUUUAAAUCCAUAGUGUGUACUCUGCCAGAGCAGUAGACCCAAACAACAUGGUGGAAUAAGUUUUCAAGGCCUGGCUGAUCCCAUUGUGGCAAGAUUUGGGAACUGGCAGCUCUAAGGCAAUGGUGGUGGGGGCUUUUCCAGCCUAGGGGCCACAUGCUUUCCCACAAGGGGAUUUCAGCUUAGUUCUUUCUCUGACACCCAAGCAAUCACUAUCUGGUAUACAAUACAGAAAAACCAUCUUAACCUAAAACCAAAAUUUAUAUAUAUAUAAAUACAGAGAUCAAGCAGGAACACGCAAACAUAUGGACAGGCAGGUUUUCAAUGGCUAAUAUAGUGUCAGCUGGAAUUAGUGGGAAACGGUGUUUCAGAUAUGGGGUGUCACUCUAGAAAAGGCCUUGUCAGACACAUCUCUGCUAAUCUAUGCCCAGAAGAGGAACAUUAAGAGUUAACACAUAAAGCACAUUAAGUCACUGUACUUGCCUGGCUCAUGUGCUCAAGCCAGAAAAGCAAGUUGCUUUUUGGCAUGAAAGAGGAUUUAUUCAACCAUGCAGGCAAAGAGCUGAAUCAAGGGUGGAGUUAGGCUUUGAACUGGCAGUAGGGUAGGAUGUAGCAGUGCAACUCCCCCCCCCAGUUAAAUGUACAGCUGUUACUUGGGAAAAUACUAAUACUGUGACUAUGAAUCCAAAACUAUCUGUAUUAUCUCCAGGGACACCCUAACGAGUUAAUUAGCCACAAAGGCCAGGAUAACUUUGCUAUGAUAGUUUCUUGCAAGUGACUCUGCCUCAUUGUAUUAUUGGAAAUCAAUUAAAGUUCUCCUUUUUUAAAACAAAACAAAACACCAUCUCAGCAGUGCUGAGUACAAGAUCAAUGUGCUGGUGUAAGAAUGCUGCCCCAAUUUCACGUACACUUAGCUCUGAUUAUCACUAACUGCAAUGUUUGCGUUUUGUUGCUACUGAAGUUCCACCUUACAAUUGCCCCCUUUUAUAAUACCUUCCAACUGAGAUUUCACUUCAUGCCUCUGCCAAAAUGGGAUUUAGUCCAUGAUGAAAUUUGAGCCAAAAUAAGUUUGUUAGCCUUUGAUUUAAAAAGUAACCACAAAAGCCAAACUCUUAAUUAUUCCAUCUUGCCACUUCCAUUGGAUGGCAGCAGCUCGAGGGUAGACAGUUUCACCAUCAAUCAGUUUGAAAUCAUGGAGAGUCACUACAUGUCAGCAUACUAGACAGUACUGCCGUGUGUGUGUGUGUCACAGAACUUUCCCCCCGUAUAUGUGUGUGUGUAUAAAGUAGAGCCCUGGAAGGAUGGAGAGGGUAGCUUCUAACCCUAACCCUUCUCCAUUCCCAAAUGAGAAUAGUGUCUAUACAUUUUGCCUCAUAUCUCAAGUUCUACAAAUGCUAUAAACUUGCUUUUUUAAAGAAAAAGCUGGAAAUCUUGGGAUUGUGGUCUAUGCUUGGGAAGCGGACACAGCCCCCUUCUCCACCCCUGCUCUCUCGUGGACAUCCAUGGCUAGAGGGCCAAUGAUCUGACGCAGGUUCAGAACUCAAGCCUUUUUAUAUGGUACCAUGAGGACUAGAAUCUUGCUUUGUUUCUAAGGGAAAGGCCGCAGGUCUGUGAUAUAGACUACCUGCAUUUACAUGCUUCUAGGUUGCAGCCUUUCAGGUGCACAUGGGGGAAUAAGCAGAUCAACUUCAAAAACAAAGAGCUGUUCUGUUAGCAACUGCCGCUCCUUGAAAUAUCUAUGCAAGAGCGCAAGUGAUGCAACAGCAUGCAAGUGGCAUGUUGUGAUUGCACCUUCGCAGCCUGUGAUCAAUGCCUGUUUAUAAAAUGAUGGCGAAACAUGAGCAGAUGCUGCCCUCUGGUGGACAUUUCAUCCAACAGCCCAAAACAACUGUCUGUGUGUGUUGCAGAAUUUUAAUUUCAUUCCUUGUUAAAAAUACCCCAGCAUACUUUAUUUGCAGAGCAAGUUGCAUAAUUAUGUGCAACUGUUAUGUUAUGUCAAAUAUAUUUUCAUAAUUUUAUGUCUGUUUUUAGUGCUAUCUGAUGCAUAUUUUAUUUGGGUUACUUAAAGCAGAGAUAGACAAAGAUGGUAGAUUCCUACCAUCACUGGUCUAGCAGAGGUGGGGAACUUGUGGUUCACCAGAUGUUGGAUUCUCAACUCCCACUUUUUCUAACCAUUGGUCACUCUAGUUCGGGUUAAUGGGACCUAGAGUCCAAAAACUGCUAGUCUUAAUACUUAAAUCAGCCAAGGCACACUCUAAGCUUCAAGUGAGGCUCUGGGGAAGCUCAGACACCACUCUUAUGGCACAGUAUGGGAGAAGUGUCUUAUUUUAAGCAUAAAAUCUAUUAAGGAUAUGGAGGAUUUGUAUUGUUUAUGGUGGAGUUCAAGGUGGUGGGCAAUUGUUCUUUUGAGGGGGGACGUUGCUGCUUUGUACAUUUUAAUAUAGGAGACGCUCAGCAAAACAUGCUUCCAAAAAUUAUGUGUGGUUCUAUUCAUACAGAACAGAGACUGACUUAAUCUUUGCUUGCUGGAGAACCUGAGAAUUGCAGUGUGUGUGCGUGCAAAGGAUUGUCUACUUCAGCCACUUCUUGGAGGGAAGCUGUAUUAACAUGACAACAGCAACAUGGUUGUUGUGUAGCACAGUUGCCAACCAGCAAAUAAUCUUAAGAUAUGUCUACUUUUGAGUAGAGCAGGGUGAGGAAAUGGAUAUGGCCAGUUGCAUCUGCCUUAAGUUCUGCUGAGUAGAGCCAUAGAAAGUAAUGGAGGGAAGUUAACCAUGCCUGUUAACUUUAAUGGGUCUGAGAACUUAUUUGAAAACAUACCUAUGGCAAGGUGGUGUUUUUGAAGAGUAAUCAAGGCACACUCAAGUGACCUUUACAACAAAAAGGCAGGCUUGCAGCUCUGGUAUAGACAGGAGUUUGGGUGGACUGAUACUGGUUAAGACCACCAAAAUGGAUUUGUUUCAGGGAAAAUAUGAGAUACAGGCAGCUUAUUUUUUGUAGUCUGUUCUUGUAGCCGCUGCACUGAGAACCCUGUAGGCAUUUUGUAAGUGGCUAUAUCAGGCUUUAUUUACUCUUGUCGCCUUUAAAAUGGCAAAAGCCAGAUUGUUACCUAUAUUGCAGUAAACCAAGACACGUGUUGCUUUGAUUCUCGUCAGCACCCACUCCUCCUAAAUAUCUGCUCCAGGACCUAACGAAGACCCAAUCCAGGACAGCCCAGCAAGUUGCGAGGUGGUUUGGUCACAUGCACCACCCCACCAUGUGCAGGCAGAAACUGGACUCUUCCAAGCCAACCAGCCUUGCCAAGCAAGUCUGGUCUUCCUCCAGCGGCUAGGUUCAUCAUUUUGUACAUGCAAACAUGACAGUAAUUCGAAGAGUGUUUGAACAUUGAAGUCAAUUUUAUUUUGAAGCUAAAUAUAUUAAGGCAACUUAACAUACCUAUAACAUGAUCUUUUUAUUUUUUUUAAUUUUUUGUCAGAUUUAACUGGAAACACUCAAAAACUACAACCCUAAAGAGGUUUUCAUCACCUGGUUAAAAGACGCUGUCGUUGGCCCAGCUGCAGCCACCUGUUGAAAAGUGCUAUCAUCUCUCCCCUUAUUCCAGUAUAUAGUCCCCAAACAUCUGCCUCACACACAUCUCUGUCUCUCUCUCACACAUAAUCUCUUCAGUGCAAAGUCACCUGCCAAUAUAGUCUGGUCUCCAUAGUAACAAUUUGGUAUUUUUGCUAAGUUGCUGGUCCCCUCUCCCGUCUGACCUUGAAAAGCACCAACCUUUCUGUGUUUUGCUUUUCAACCGAGCACAUACAUUGUAAAAAGGAGCUUGAAGAGAGAUGCAUACUGAAACACUACCAUAGAGCAUGUCCACAGUCCAGUAAUUUAUUAUUAUUUUUCCAAUUCGAGUCAUUUUUAAAUUGCACAAACAAAAAAAUUGAACAGCAAUUGGUUUUCUUUUCCCCCCUCCUGCUCUUCUGUUUGAAUUCUCUCUCUCUCUCUCUUUUCCCCCCUUCUCUCUUCUGUACACUCAGGAAAAAAAUAUUGAUCUUGAACACCACAAUAUCCAACAUACACGAACCGCAGGGCAGGGUUAGGUCAAGUACACGCACACUUGGAUUCAUGGUGCUCCCUCCUUGUUCCUCAAUGGAAAAUAAUAAAAAAAUGGUCCCCACAAGAAAAGCACAGGGUAUACAGUAGCACGACAGAAGGGUCAUCAUCCGUUUACGUAUGGAGUGAACACACACUAGCAUUUUCUCUAAGACUAAACUGGAAACCUGCAUAGGUUAAAAAGGGGGGGGGACUCUACUAGGUUUGCCGCUGUUGUUUUUUAAAUUCAGGAAAGGUUGUCUGUACUCAUGUCUUUUAUUUUUAAAGAGCUAAGCAAUCCAAGCGGGGUAGGAGAUGCCGGUUUAGUGUUCCAACUCCCAAAUACAAAUCCUUCUCUUGGUUUAAGCUUUUUCUGCCGCCACCCCCCCUCUUCAGAAUAUACGACGAGACUUUUAAAUGCAUUUUUUUUUCCUUAGAUAAGACGGUACAUAUUUGUAAAGCUGCUCACAUACACUGAACUUUAGAUUCGAUAGUAGAGUUUAAACGUUUACAGAGUGCAAAUUGGAAGAGUCACAAAGAGACCGGGGUUUAAUGUCAAGAAGCAAGUCUUGCAAAAAAAAAGAAACCAAAAAAGGGGGGGGGGAAGCCCACUCAAAUAUUCCCAUUUGGAAAGAAAAAAAAGAAAGUCCUUUCUAAGUGACAUGGAAUGUGGAAAAAAGAAGGAUUAUGCUUAAGUGGGACUGAAAAGGUUUGUGCUGGGGACGGGGAGAGAAACAAAAAUACAGUCCUUCAUAAAGUAAAGGUUAUAAGGGGCACAAAGCUUUUUCCCUGUCGAGCUGAAGUGGGACGGUGGAGUUUCAACAGCAAAUCGAUGCUAGCUCCAAACAGACUUGCUUUUCUUACAUGGUGUAUCCGAAACCGGGCUGAGGCUGCCCAUAGGGAGGGGCAGUGUAGCCGUAGCCAAAAGGUGCUUGUGGGGGGACUGCGACGCUGGGCCCAGCCGUCAACAUCAGCUGGGGCUGACCUAGGGGGGAAAGGAAGCGGGAAGAGGAAGAACGGUUAGUGAAAGAGUCAGCGCUCCAUUCAAUCCAUGUUCAUAAAAGGGGACAGCAUGAGAACCCCUACAAUUAAUUUUUAUUUCAUUUGUUUAAUCAGAACUACCAACUCAAAACAGUUUACAAAAAGCAAGCAAGCACUGUUAUGAAGAAGCAGCAUUCCUGGCUUCUAAAUUAUAUGUCUGUGUAGACUUGCUGAAAUAGAAGGCUUUAUAUACAGUAUUGUGUAUUAUGCCUAGUGAGGGUGUCUUGCCUAAUGUAGACAGGCAAGGAGUUCCACAACAGAGAUGCUGCCAGACGGAAAGGGGUUUUUCUCUCACAAGUGUGGAAAGCGCUCAAAGUGGCGCUUGUGAAAGGGCUGAGUGGGUAUAUUUGGGGCAAGGCAGCCCUUCAAGGAAACUGCCAUCAAUUCCAGCCAUCGUGAAUUAUCAGCAUAUACAGUGAAACCUUGGCUUUCGGACGUCUCCGUUGCUGAACGCUUCAGUUUUCGAACGGCGGAAACCCAGGAAUAAAUGCUUCCGUUUUCAAACACACCUCGGAAGUUGGAACGGCUUCCGCUGUGUGUAUAUGUUUUUCACAAUUUUCUCUACUGAAUUGGCAAACCACCCUUUGUGCCUUGGUUUUUGAAAGUUUUGGAAGUCGAACCAUCUUCUGGAACGGAUUGCAUUCAAAAACCGAGGUACCACUGUACCGGUAUUUAGCUGCUGAUGUAUCACAAUGUUGAAAACCAAGUAUCGCCGAGCCCUAGCACCUUCAGAGAGGGGAUGUGUCUCCUGAAAAUUGCUCCUCUUUCCUGCAAUCUUGUAAGACUGCUUCAUUAAUAGCAAAGUUUUAAAUUUAAAUCUGCUCAGUACCCUACAAAUAAGUUUAUUUGAUUAGAAUAAACUCAACAUGGCAGCUCUAGGUAUCUUCCAGAAGCGCACUGUACCAGGGCAGGGAACCUCAGGCCCAGGGGCCAAAAGAAUAUGGUCUCUGGCUGCCAGCUGCCAAACUUCCUUAAGUCCCGUUUUAGAACUAGCUGCUGCAAAGUGUGCCCAUUUCAUCCACCCAACUGCACAUUAAGCCGCAGGUCGUUACCAUAAACAAUGGGCUGUGUUUCCGUUGCCUGCUCUUCCUCUUUCCUCAGAGACUCUGAGGCGUCCAGCUUGUCCACCUAGGAAGACAGAAGAACCCCAAAGAAAUCAGGCAAGGCUGCGCUGCAGAAUCUCAACUCCCGUUUUGUUUUCUGGCAGAGAAGUGGAAAAGCCUUCAAGGGGCGUGGAACGCAGAGAAACGAGGUCGCUCCCAAAAUGAGGUUUCGGGGGCUGGGGGGCGUGGAGUUAACGUUGGGACUGUUACAAAGACCGCCUCAACUACAUUGGACAGCCGUUUGGAGAAAAGACGUCAAGGAGGUUCUGCCGAUAAACCUUCAGAACGGAGGGGAAAGCCUGACACCUACCGCCAAGUGGUUUUUCCAGUUAUUCAUUCCCCAAGCCUAGCCCGGACCUGUCAGGCUCAUUGUCUCUAGAGGCUGCACUUGGGGGAUCAAAUGACCACAUCCAGUAAUAGGUUUCUAGGCAAUUUGUCACACUGCCAUCCAACCGAUUUGCCACAUCCCCAGCUUGCAACGUGACCUGCAAUACCUGUCUAUUGAGCCUCUACAGGCCCCACCUGGACUCUACUACUGAGACACAGGUUUGGGUGACCUGAGCAGCACAGGCGCGUCUCUUUAAAAAGAACAGGGUUGCAACCAUUUGUUAAAAAGCAAAAGUCCGUCUGCCACCCAAGCUUCUUGCUUCUCCAUAACCUAUGGCUGCCUUUGACAACCUGAUGCUCCUUGAGUUCUAAGGGACUACAACUCCUACCAGCCCCGGCCAGCAGGAUGCGAGUUGGAGUUCGAAACUCCUGGUGGACACUCAGGUUGGCAGAGGCUGAUCACAUACAGGAGAAAACAACCUUUAUGAAGUGUGGGGGGAGACACAGCAGAGCACUGGAACUGCGCCAGGUUGGAGGAAGGUUCAGCGCCCUCCCACCUCACCCCAGUCUGAAUGAGGUGCCCAGGAUGGAGACAUUUUUUGUUCAGCAUCCAAAGGAUCACAGCAGAACCUCCCACUAAUCGGUGGAUCGCAGAAGGAUUAUAACGGGUGAGUCCUAACUCCAAUGCCACAAAUUACAAGACUAACUUCUAUGAUCUGGAAGUUACUCUUGGACCUGAGGAAGAUGCCUUCUAUCAGGUCAAACUGAAUGUCCAUCUGAGCACACACUGCCUCCUCUGACUGGCAGACGCUUUCGAAGGCCUUAGCCGGAGAGAUCUUAUCCUCACCUGUCACUACCUGAUCCUUUCUGGUUUCCCUUUUUAACGGGGAAUGCUGGGAACAGGUUCUACAUGCCAAGCAAGUGAUUUGCUACUGAGCUACGGCUCUCUCCUUACUGUUUAGUAAGACUGCUAAGAACUUAGGCCCUACUGGGUCAAGUUAAUGGCCCACCUAGUCCAGCAUCUUGUUCUCACUGCGGCCGACCAGAUGCCAGUGGGAAAGCCGCAAGCAGGAUUCAAGCACAAGAGCCCUCUACCAUCCUGCGGUUCCCAGCAAGUGAUAUUCAGAAGCACGGCUACCUCCAGCCGUGGAGGCAGAGCAGAGCCACUAUCACUGGGCUGGAAUCCAUCUCUAGAGUAAUAGGGUCAGGUAUGCAGUUUCCCCCACACCCCCUGGUUGGCUUCCCCACGAAACACAAGGGCGAUUAGGAGAACACACAAGGGGGCGGGGGGAACAAAUGUGGAGGGGGGGGGGAGAGGCAAACGAGAGCAUCCAGUCAACCUUUCUUAAGCUUCAUAGCCUGCUCUCUGGGCGGAUCGUGUUACCCCUACAAAAGUCAACACUGCUCC
Molecule: messenger RNA, 11246 nt
Organism: Podarcis lilfordi (Lilford's wall lizard)
Lineage: Eukaryota; Metazoa; Chordata; Lepidosauria; Squamata; Lacertidae
Source: the annotation of a GenBank genome assembly